Saccoglossus kowalevskii is the source of this 2319-nucleotide messenger RNA. RefSeq lists its product as uncharacterized. The record is from RefSeq and is a predicted model, not a curated record. NCBI's taxonomy places the organism in Eukaryota, Metazoa, Hemichordata, Enteropneusta, Harrimaniidae.
AUGACCCCGAAACCACCAUCACAAACAAGCCAAGGUGGAGCCGCAAGUGUAGCUGUAGCUGGUAUUCCGUCAGUGACCGAAGCCACUCAACAACCUUUUACAUUUACUACUGGUCAGUGUCGUUACACAAAACCUUUCACAUUCAGUGGUGUUUAUAACCCAUUUGAUAAUACUUUAGAUGCACCCUUAUCACAGUUUCAACUACAAGAAGUCUCUGCUUCGACAAGUUCCACUCCGCUGAACCAAACUCCGUUUAUUUUGAAUCCCAGCCAGAGACUUCCAGCCAAACAGAGUUACUCCAUGUCAUCAUUGAUGUCUCAAAAUACAUCUGGAACAAUGCAUGGAGCUGUGACUGAACAUUCAAUAUCAGAUCAGGUACAAGCUUUGCUUGGAAUUAGCAACAAUUUUGUACCAACGUGUUCACAACAGCAGCAAAGUUCCGUACCAUCAUAUUCCCAGCAUCAACAGUUGGUCACCCAGUACAAUGAGACAACACCAUCAUAUACAAAUGCAACACCAGGUUAUAUGCAGAUAACAAACCCAGUUAUGAAUAGUUGUAAACAAUAUCAGCUAUCAAACCAGAAUCCAUCUAGUGCAACAAGUUUUCCAACUUAUCAACAAGUAGUUCCGUUACCACAGCAAGGUGUGUCUAACCAGUACCAGUCAGUUUAUCAGAUGCCGUUUAUACAUCAAGUUCAACAGGCACAGCUCCUGGGUAUGUACUCCAACAUACAGCCUGCACCAGUAAGACAAUUUCAAACAGUCUCUUCAGUCGCAGGUCGUGCUCAUCAAACAAGUACUCUCCUAACCAAGAAAGAAGUUCCUAAAAAAUUCUUUGCAAAGCGGUAUUUGAUGAUAAGUCUACAGAUUGGAUCUUGGAAGCAUGAAAUUGAUAGCAAGCAGUCUUCCAAAUCUCGAUUGAAGGUGCUAUUUUCCAAAAGGAAAUUUGUGUACGAGAUCGAGGUGAAUGGUGUGAUGCCAGAACAGAAUGUAAAGCAAGUUGCUAAUAUUGACGUUCCAUUCCGCUAUGUCAGCAAUAUUCAUUUUACAGAAAAUGAAAUGAAAUUAGAAGUUCUUCAUCCACCAUUCAUGUAUCUUGGAAAGCAAGAACUCAUUGAUCCUACUCAUCCAGUAUCAACAGCUAAACAUGAUAAACCCAGGCUGAUAGAUUUUACAGAUGGUCAACUUAGUCAAUCUCCCUACCAUAAGAUUGUCUUUCGUGAUUUAAUAUGUACACGAUUAAAGGAGAGUUUGAUUGACUUUGAUAACAAGUUUGAGAAUUUGACAAGUCUGGUCUAUGUGGAAGUAUCCGACAAGAAAUUGAAACCUGAGAUUUACCAUCUUCCGAUGCAGCAAAAGAAAAAAUCUGAUAUUAUUGUUCCUCCGAAGCCGAAAGUUGUUCCCAGGAAAAGGAGAAGAAGUAGCCAAAGAUUAGACUCUGAUGACGACGGUUUAACCGACUUUCCUGGCUGCAUGUGCCGAAAGCUUUGUGGAAGCAGAAAGUGCAGCUGUGUGAAACUAAACAUUUCGUGUACUGAGAAGUGUAAUUGUAAUUUGGAAUCCUGUAAAAACACUUUUACAACACUUUCCUCAAUGGGAUAUAAUAUGAAAGAUAUUAGAAAUGAUCCUUGUUUUAUGAGGUACAUCAUUAUAGGAAUGAAAGAGGGAAUAUCUCUUGCAACACAGUUAGAAAUAGAGGUAGAACUACCUUGCUGCAAUAACAGAUCUAAGGUGAAAGAUUUGAUACCUGGUACUGUGGACUGCAAACACUGCAGAGAUCCUGUCAACAAACUGGAAUACUCCUGGUGUUUCAGAGAAGUUAGUAUGUACAAAGGUUAUAGAAAGCAUUGCAUUGCAUGUAAAUCAUGCAUAAAUGAUGAAGACCAGUUUCAUUGUAAGCAAGGCGGAGAAACAUACAGAGGACGUUUUAGCAAAACGGAGAAACAGACGGAGGACGUUUUAGCAAGGCGGAGAAACAGAGGACGUUUUUGCGGAGCAGAGAAACAUACAGAGGACGUUUUAGAAAAGCAGAGAAACAGACGGAAGACGUUUUUUCAAAGCGGAGAAACAGACAGAGGACGUUUUCUCAAAGCGGAGAAACAGACAGAGGAAGCUUUAGAGAAACAGACAGAGAACGUUUUUGCGAAGCGGAGAAACACAUGGAGGACGUUUUUUCAAAGCGGAGAAACAUACAGAGGAAGCUUUAGAGAAACAGACAGAGAACGUUUAAGCAAAGCGGAAAAGCAUACAGAGGAAGCUUUAGAGAAACAGACAGAAGACGUUUUAGCGAAGCGGAGAAACAGACAGAAGACGUUUUAG